Aspergillus caelatus is the source of this 1502-nucleotide messenger RNA. It is a transcript of the gene cwc2, whose product is annotated as active spliceosome conformation promoter CWC2. Gene Ontology annotation, molecular function: pre-mRNA binding; metal ion binding; U6 snRNA binding. Lineage: Eukaryota; Fungi; Ascomycota; Eurotiomycetes; Eurotiales; Aspergillaceae. The transcript has 3 exons. Bases 233 to 1462 code for a protein of 409 amino acids. Gene Ontology annotation, cellular component: U2-type catalytic step 1 spliceosome; Prp19 complex; U2-type catalytic step 2 spliceosome. The record is from RefSeq and is a predicted model, not a curated record.
CUAAGUUAAAAAUGUAGAUUCCUUCAGAUGCCCUUCAUCUACUUCAUAUAAAGUCCCUGCCCAACAUCGCGGUAUACGCGGAAUAUCAAUACCACAUGCAACCACCGUCGCUAUCGGCAAAACCAUAAUCCGACCAGAUUCUAGACGGCAAGCUCGAAUAAUCUCAUCCCAGACCGCGAUAAAGGUCAAGACAGAACCUCCAAUCUUCAAUCACAACCCCACCACAACAAUCAUGGCAGACACCGCAGUAGCCGAUCCCCCCAAAUCCACAGAAUCCACAACUUCACCCGAAGAAACAAAUGCCCCAGACCACCAAGUCGCCAGCGACGAAAAUGCCCUCGCCGUGACCCAGCCCGCCGAGUCCGCCGUUGCGGAAGGCGCGCCGAAGAAGAAGAAGAUCAUCAGGAAGAAGCGCCGUCCAGCACGCAUCCAGGUCGAUCCCGCCACAGUCAAGUCCGAACCGCCUCCUCAGACAGGUACAGUUUUUAACAUCUGGUAUAAUAAAUGGUCCGGCGGCGACAGAGAAGACAGCUACCUAUCGAAACAACACGCCCCAUCACGAUGCAACAUCUCCAAAGAUAGCGGCUACACGCGCGCCGACAAGGUUACCGGCUCCUACUUCUGUCUGUUCUUCGCGCGCGGCGUCUGUCACCUCGGACCGGAAUGCCAGUAUCUGCACCGUCUGCCCACUAUCCAUGAUCUCUUCAGUCCGAAUGUCGACUGUUUCGGCCGCGACAAGUUCAGCGACUACCGCGAUGACAUGGGCGGUGUUGGAUCGUUUAUGCGCCAGAAUCGCACGCUGUAUGUGGGUCGGAUCCACGUUACGGAUGAUAUUGAGGAGGUUGUUGCACGGCAUUUUGCCGAGUGGGGUGAGAUUGAGAGAAUACGUGUGUUGACGUCGAGGGGUGUGGCUUUCGUCACGUAUACUACUCUAGCACAGGCGGAAUUUGCGAAGGAGGCUAUGGCGCAUCAAUCUCUCGACAAUAAUGAGAUUUUGAAUGUGCGUUGGGCGACGGUCGAUCCGAACCCAUUGGCUCAAAAGCGUGAGGCGAGAAGGUUGGAGGAACAAGCUGCUGAGGCGGUACGCAGGGCGUUGCCGGCGGACUUCGUUGCUGAACUGGAAGGGAGGGAUCCUGAAGCUCGAAAGAGGAAGAAGAUCGAGGGCAGUUUCGGUUUGCAAGGGUAUGAGCCUCCUGAUGAGGUCUGGUAUACCCGGACGAAGCAGUUGGAGGAUGCUGGAAAGGGAGAUCAAGGUCAGCUAGAGGCUCCAAAUCAACCACUCAUGCUUGAGAACGCGCCUUCUGCUUCUGCUCCGCAGGAAUCGGAAAACAGUAGCAUAUUCUCAAGCUCUACUGUUGCGGCAUUGAGAGGACUAGCAGGCGGUAAUGUUACAACACAAGCAGCUCCGCAAGCCUCGGGAGGGCCUUUAGUAGGCUACGGAAGCGAUGAUGAAAGUGAUUAAACCGGUUUAUGGUAUAUUGCGCUUUAAAUUAUGUAUAAUA